AAUAGACUCCGACAAUUGUCUUGUCCGCCCUUGAAGCAUCACAUCUCCCUUGAGUCGGGUUGCUGUUUUCUCUUGCGCUUCCUUCUCUAUUCUCCGCAAGGGCGUCGCAGCUUUUUGGGUCAGACCAGCAAAGAAAAAAAAACAUCGAAACCAAAAAGGUGUACAGUAGCUGCUUGUUGUUGUUAUUGUUUCAGACCAGCCAUUUCAACAUUCCUGCCUCAACCCAGCUCACAAUCCCGCACCCAUUUGCUGCACGACACUCUUCCCAGGGACCGCCUUCCCGAGUUCCCUUGCGCGCGCAUUACUUUCCAUACAAAGGAGUAGCCUCGCCUCUGGAUAAUCUCGGCGCCUGCCUUGAUCAUUUCGACCCCCUCCAGCCUCCAGCCUCCUCCAAGUUGCAUCUUGGAUUCCGGCGCCGAGAGCAACUGCCUCCUCCUAAUCUCAACCGGAAAACAGCUUCAGAGAGGAAACAGAGACUCACGAGUCCCAAUGGCGCCUUCAUCCAAGAGUGCCAACAUGGGCCAGGUCAUUGAGUACAUCCCAGACCGCCUGUACCUGGCCGCCUACAUCCACCCACCCACGGCCGAGACCAUUUUUCCCUACGGCGAAGCUGCCCAGUCUUCACCUAGAAAGCGAUCACAGAGAGCCGCCGAAGGCCCGACACCCGUCCAGACCGCAGCCCGCCAAACGCCGUACUACUUCACCGUCGACGAUACCCUCCUGUACAAUGCUUUCCACCACGACUUUGGUCCGCUCCACAUUGGUCACCUGUACCGCUUCGCCCUGCAGUUCCAUGACGUCCUCGGUGCCAAGGAGAACAAGGAUCGCCCAAUUGUCUUCUGGAGCAGAGCCGACCCCAGAAGUCGCGCCAACGCUGCUUGCAUGCUCGCCUGCUACAUGGUCCUCAUUCAGAACUGGCCCCCGCACCUGGCCCUGGCCCCCAUCGCUCAAGUCGACCCACCUUUGAUGCCCUUCCGCGACGCCGGAUACUCUCAGGCCGACUACGGCAUCACCGUCCAAGAUGUUGUCUACGGCGUCUGGAAGGCUAAGGAGGAGGGCUGCUGCGCCCUCGACAACUUCGACCUCGACGAGUAUGAGAAGUUUGAGAGAGUGGAGCACGGAGACUUCAACUGGAUCACGCCACACUUCCUGGCCUUUGCCUCGCCCCAACACACACCCGUUGCCAAGGUCCUCGAAGGCACUGAGGAAUUUGAUGCGCUUCCCAAGUCGCUCGGCCAGUUGGAUGCCAACAAGACGCUUCCCCAGCCCUUUAAGAACGUUCUGAAGCACUUCACCGAGAGAAACAUUGGCCUCGUUGUUCGUCUCAACUCGCCUCUGUACUCCCCCUCCUUCUUCGAGUCAAUGGGCAUCUCUCACCUUGACAUGAUCUUCGACGACGGCACCUGCCCGCCUCUCACCACUGUUCGCAAAUUCAUCAGACUGGCACACGAGACCAUCACCGUCAAGAAGAAGGGCAUCGCUGUCCACUGCAAGGCCGGCCUAGGAAGAACAGGCUGCCUCAUUGGUGCAUACCUCAUCUACCGCCACGGUUUCACGGCCAACGAGAUCAUUGCCUUUAUGCGCUUCAUGCGCCCCGGUAUGGUCGUCGGUCCCCAGCAGCACUGGCUUCACAUCAACCAGGGUAUCUUCCGUGAGUGGUGGAUCGAGGAGCGCAUCGAGCGCAAGCUCCGCAAAGAAAUGGCCGCCAACGCCGCUGUUCCCAGCACCCCGAUCCGCGCCAUGCAGAAGACGUCGAUUCGUGCCGGUCAGGCAUCCACGCCCCCGCACCGAAGCACUUCUAACCGGACGCCUCUGAGCGAAGUCGACCACGACCGCAAUAACAUUGGGGUUCAGGAAGACUACCUCCCAGCGCCGACUCCUGGUCAGCCGAGGAAGACCAACAGGGCAGACCGCCACCACCCAUACCAAAGGUCAACUUCAUACACCGCAACAGUCGAGGAAGAAACAGGCAUCCACCAAGACGCCGAGACCAUUACAGUCCACAAGCAUUCUCAUAGCGCCGAGUCGGAUGAAGAAAUUCACCUCCGUAUGCGCUCGCAACGGAAACCUUCCGCGUCACCUGGUCGCAGCGAAAAGCGCUCAGUUAGUCACUCAGCUGCCGCUGUGUACCAGACGUACAUCGACAACGAUGCCAGCAAUGACGUCGAGAACCUCGGAACAUCACGCGUCAAGCAAGUGGAUAGAGUCAGCAGCGCGUCCGGCAUUCUCACCAAGGUUCGUGGCAGUAAGCGAUCGGGCGAGUCACCGAGGUCCAAGGAUGGAGUUCGAAAGACGAGCGGCCGUGUCGGCAGCGUGGGUACCUCGGCAACGUCAGCCACGGCGGCGUCGACGGCCCGCAAAGUCUCUGGUGCCUAGGUGACACGCAGAGGCAUCCAGCCUGGCCCUCGUUCUUGAGUUUCUCCUCUGGACCACGAGACUCGGGCCGACCACUUACUAACCACUUAUGAUGAUGAUGAUCACGACCGGUCCAUGUUGUUCUGCAUGAAUUGGCGUUGGGUUCUGGUAACCUUGGAGAUUGCGGCAAACUGGGAUGGUGUUUACGGGUGGAAGCCGGCUUUGACCGGCAUGAUGUCCAUGACACGGCGAUGAUGACAACGAUGAAGACGAACGGGUCCUUCGGGGCGCAUUUUUCUCUUCUCCUUCCCCAAGCAUUCAAUGCAUAUUAUACCUGGCUCGGCAAUCGGCCGGUUCAAACCUUGCUUUUGGCUUUUAAGGCGUUUACGGGGCGGCAUUCUGGGAUUCUCGAAUGUAUUGUAAUUGUAUUUCUCACUGCGGGUUUUUCGAUCCCAGACAUUGUUUUGGUCUUUCUGUUCGUACGCUCGGGGCAAAUGGGGGAAGUGAAGACAAGGCAACUGGCAGUAGGCAUUGGCUUGUUUUCCUUGGGAGAGAUGUUUCUGUCAGAACAUAGAUACAAGCACACG
Messenger RNA from Colletotrichum scovillei, 2942 nucleotides. RefSeq names its product dual specificity phosphatase. Gene Ontology annotation, biological process: positive regulation of cytokinesis; microtubule cytoskeleton organization; regulation of exit from mitosis. NCBI's taxonomy places the organism in Eukaryota, Fungi, Ascomycota, Sordariomycetes, Glomerellales, Glomerellaceae. Gene Ontology annotation, molecular function: protein tyrosine/serine/threonine phosphatase activity; protein serine/threonine phosphatase activity. The transcript is spliced from 3 exons. The coding region runs from base 490 to 2376 and encodes 628 amino acids. Gene Ontology annotation, cellular component: mitotic spindle pole body; spindle pole; nucleolus. The record is from RefSeq and is a predicted model, not a curated record.